AUGGAAGAUGGGGCUUCAAACGAUCUUUUGAUCCCUGAAGACCUCCCGAUGACUCCAAAGACAACUAAAUUCCAGACUUCUCCCUCUUUACCUAAGAACUCUGAGAUCCCAACUGCUCCCAAUCAAGAAAAAACCAUGUUACCGCCACUUACACCUAUGCAACAAAAGUCAUUGGUCUCUAUAUCAAAAAACCAAACAGCCAUGGAAACUAAGGAGAGAACAAAAGCACUCAAAAGAACCCACUCCCUUACGACAAAAACUGAGAAAGCUAUUGAAAUUGAUUCAGAUCGGGAGUCUGAAAACUCUUAUGCAGCAAGUGAGCUGGAGGACAAUAUAUUAAAUAUCGAUUCACAGGAACCUCGAGUCGUAAAAAAGAAAAUCAAGACUGACGACAGAACCGAUGACCAAGUCUGGCAAGACCUGGAGAACGAAUUCAAGGAAGAACAGAACUUCCCUAUGACCAUUAUCCAGUUCAAAAACUUAAAGGACUCUGCUAAAGGCAAACAUGAUGUCACUGAAAUAGUGGCAGAAGCCUUUAAAGAGAGUCGCCGCACUUCUUGGGAAAAUUUUGUUUCAUCAAUAAACCCCAACACACCGAUAGACACCAUGUGGAAGAAAAUUAAAGCCAUAUCCGGAAAAAAUAAUCAUAAACUUGAGAUAAAAAAGUUUCUCCCUCAACCACUCAGAAUCCGAGCCAAUAAAUACCUCAUGGAGUUUUCACUCCCUCAAACCGAUUGGACUCCUAGAAACGUCAUGGCUCUCCCACCAUGGGAGGAAUUGAUAUUACCAAUAAACCUAGACCUAGCAGAGAACACACGAAAAACUACGUCAACUAUCAUAUAUCAAAACCUAUUUCUCGAAUUGAAAGAAAAAUACAGCGGUUAUCGAGGAUAUUAUACAGACAGCUCCUGCGUGGACGGCAGAUCUAGCUGUGCAAUCAUUAAUGAUAAUGACCCAGUCACAAUUCGACUUGAAGAUUAUUGCUCAAUAUUCACAUGUGAGGCGACAGCUAUCUUAAAAACCCUACACAUUAUCAACAGCCCCAACAAGAUUAACAAGUUUGUCAUCUUUUCGGACUCCCUAUCAACUUUAACAGCAUUUAUGAAGGCUGUUUUGAUUUGGUGUUAUUUGAAAAGCUAA
This is a messenger RNA of Cotesia congregata, 1140 nucleotides long. The record is from the annotation of a GenBank genome assembly. NCBI's taxonomy places the organism in Eukaryota, Metazoa, Arthropoda, Insecta, Hymenoptera, Braconidae.